Molecule: messenger RNA, 6451 nt
Organism: Hemibagrus wyckioides
Lineage: Eukaryota; Metazoa; Chordata; Actinopteri; Siluriformes; Bagridae
Product: up-regulator of cell proliferation-like
Exons: 3
Coding region: 131-4768 (1545 amino acids)
Molecular function (GO): GTP binding
Source: RefSeq, a predicted model, not a curated record
GUGAUUUUACCUAUAAUUUCCUGUAUGAGCAAGUUAAUCUGCUUUCACUUCAGAGAAAUAGCACAGACUUCACCAUGAAUACUUGUCCGCGCUUGGAUUUGUAAACGACUGUUGCUCAGGAUCACCACAGAUGGAGUCAAGUCAGCUCAAAGGUGAUUUUCUUGCUUUUCUGCAAACACUUGGACUUGACACAUACUACCCAAACAAGCUGACUCUGAGGUCUUUGCUGGAAAUCAACAGUUGCACUUUUUCUGAUGAAGAGGUUCACUCACUACAAGCAUUGCCACAAGCUUUUCUGCACAAAUUACUGACGGUUAAUUCAAAUUCAAGAUCAUUAUGUGUAACUCAUGAAAAUAUUGAGCAGGGCUGUGAUGCCACCCCAAAUCUUCUAGAUCUCCACACUGCACUCUUUGCCUGUGCUGACAGUUUCCUUCAGCAAGAAAUGGCACUUAAAAUGUCAAUGUGCAUGUUUGCAGUACCAUUUGUGUUACCCAAAGGAGUUCCUAAUCAAUACACUCUUAUGUUAUGGGCUCUUAGAACUAUCCUGAAAGAAUGGCGUCCCCAGUCAAUGUCAGAAUCUAAAGGGUUUGUUGAAGACAGUGUUGUUAAUGCAAAAAUUCCAUUGAUAUCAUUUGUGAGGCUAAGCAACUGCAGCUUGUCCAAGUCACAAGUCAUGAACCAAGUGCUCAAAAAGUCCCAGCAGCAUCAUGAUUUUUUUUCUCAUCGAGAAAUAAAUGUAGGAUCUUCUGACAGGGUAAUUGCUAAUGGCAUGGUUGAAAUAUGCUGGAGUCUGCCAUGUGGAAACAAAAACAUUGAUGUCUUUCCUGAGCCAGUGGCUUUUACUAAUUUAAGAGGAGAUAUUUGCACUUUCGAAACCCAGUUCAAUUUCCUUACUCAGGUGUCAACAGCUGUCUUUGUGUUCCUGGACAGUGCUGAUGAAAAUGAACAAAGGCUGUUUGCCUCUUUAGAUGAAAUUAAAAACAAAAUUUUUUUCGUGGUCAACACUCAGGGGACUAUGAGAGAGUCAUCAGCAGUAGAUACUCUGAAAAUGGAGAAAGAUCGCAUCAUUCUGAAAAGCCAAGGCAUGAAUUUGCUAAAAUUCUCAAAGAUGAUCAGCUCUGCCAUUAAAAAUGUGCUAGGCGAGCAGCACACCUCAUGUGAAAUCGAGGCUAUGAAGAGAAUUGCUCAAGAAUUAGGUCUUGGCAUUGAUGAAAGUGAAAACAGAGCCUGUGUGUCAGCAGAGGGAACAGCAGAGAAAAUUCUGAAAAAUAUUGGAGUUCGCCGCACAGUGGAAUUUAAAAAGGCACGGCUGCCACUGCAAGGUAAAAACUGGAAAAGACUGGCUCAGAUAGAGAAAGAGCAAUGCCGAUUACAACAUUCAGGAGAGUUAAGUUUGGAGGAGUAUAAGGUCCAACUUCAAAAAGAAAAAGAUGAAAUUCGCUACAAACAAAGCCAGUAUAAGAUGACAGAACCAAUGGACAUCUUAAUAAAGGCAUUGUCAACCUCUGAUGAUACUGAGCAAGCCUUUUUUCUCAAAUGGCUGGGACUAAAGCUGGACAUGAGAUCACGCAAACAAAUGUCAGAACUUCGGCAUAAAUACGCACAGUGUGAACAAAAGAAAGACCGAGAUGCUAUAGCCCGAUUAGACCAGGAACUUCUUGAUUCUUCUCUUGGCAUAGAGCAUUACAUGAGAGAAAUGGGACAAAUCUAUGAAGCUGCUUCAUUUGGUUCAAAGAAAAUAUCUGAUAAGAUUAGCAGCCUUCCUACUCUGGCUGCCAAACUGCUUCUGGCUGGGUUUCCUCUUGAGCUAAUUGAUGGAGAUGCAUCAAAUAUCCCAGAGAAAUGGGUGAGUGAUGUUCUCAUGGAUCUUCACAGGAUGGUUGGGGAGAAGAGCCGUUUGCUGGUAAUAACUGUGUUAGGGGUUCAGAGUUCUGGUAAAUCAACACUGCUCAACACUAUGUUUGGAGUUCAGUUUGCAGUAAGUAGUGGACGAUGCACACGUGGAGCAUUCAUGAUUUUCCUUCCUGUGGGUGAAGACUUGAAGGAAGAGUUACUUUGUGACUUUGUCCUUCUGAUUGAUACAGAGGGUUUGAAAUCACCAGCACUGGCACAACUGGAGGACAGUUAUGAGCAUGACAACGAAUUGGCCACAUUUGUGAUUGGUCUUAGUGAUGUAACCAUCAUAAAUGUAGCAAUGGAGAAUUCCACAGAGAUGAAGGACGUCUUGCAGAUAGCAGUUCAUGCUUUUUUACGGAUGAAGGAAGUUGGUAAAAAAACAGUCUGUCACUUUGUUCAUCAAAAUGUUGGAGUUGUUUCAGCACAUGAGAAAAACAUGACAGACAGAAAAAAGCUCCUGGACCAGUUAAAUGAGAUGACAGUGAUUGCAGCUGAGAUGGAAAAGCAACAUCAUGUGAAGAAAUUCACUGAUGUUUUGGAUUAUGAUGUGGAAAAGAAUAACUGGUAUAUACCAGGUUUAUGGCAUGGUACUCCACCAAUGGCUUCAGUUAAUACAGGCUACAGUGUGGCUGUUCUUGAUUUUAAGACAAACCUUUUGGAGAUGCUUAAAGAAAGGAUGGAUGAACAACCUGUCCAGAUCCCAGAGUUCCUGCAAUGGAUGAGUAGCUUGUGGAAGGCAGUGAAGUUUGAGAAUUUCGUCUUUAGUUUCAGAAACAGUCUUGUGGCCCAUGCCUAUGAGAACCUUUGCAAAGAGUUUUCAGACUGGGAGUGGUCUUUCAGAAGACAUAUCUUCUCUUUGAUUUCGAGUGCAGAGGUUAAACUAUCUAAUGCUGAAAAAAAAUCAAUUGAAGAAGUUGCUGAAACACUAAAGAAAAACUUACACAAAGAGAUUGCAGAUCAAACCAGAUUAAUAACUGAAAAACUGAAAGACUACUAUAAACAGAGAGACCGUUAUGUGCAUUUGGUGGAAAAGUACAAAACUGAUUUUACUAAAAGCAUUAAAUCUCUGCAGUGUGAAAUUACAGAUGAAGUGAGAAAGAGAUUGGAAGCUCUUCUUGAGAAGAGAAGAAACAAGGAGAAAGUAGAAGACAUACAAAAUAAGCAAUCUGAUCUAAUUAAACACAAAAUCCUGCAACUACCUCAGAACUACAAAGGUCGCAAAGAUGAGGUGUCUGACGAGGAUCUCAAAGCAGAUUUUGAAAGCAUGUGGAGUCGUGAGGUGGAAAAUGUCACUGGUCUUACAGCAAAAGAUGUUCCUCAUGAUGUUUUCAUAAAGUUUCGUUCAAGUUUUGGACAUCGUAACGUCACACAACAUUUGCAGACAAUUAAGAAUUUGACAGAAUAUGGGCAAGAACAGUUCAAGGCCAAGAAAGAACAUGUGAAAUUGGGAAAAUUAAAAGGUUUACUAUAUGCACACCGUAGUACAAAGCAGGAUCUACAGAUCAUUGCAGUUGAUGUCAUUACCAUUUGCAACAGGAUGAUUGAACAGUUCACACAAUCCAAAGGUGAUUACCAAACUACUUUUACAAAAGAUCUGCUUGAUAAAAUCGAAGAAUACCUCAAAAAAGCAGGCACCAAAUACACUACCAAAUUUGAAUUUGAUCUGAAAUUGCACAUUUGUGGCAUUGCCUCUCGGAAAUUCAUAGAGAUGCACAGGAAGUAUCUCGCUGAGCAAGAUCCAUUAAAACAUUUACAGAAAUUUAAGAGUCAGUAUCUCUCUGAUUUCAUUGAUUUGUACAAAAAGAGGGACCAGUGCCAAAGGAAAGCACAAGACUUUACUCAGCUCUGUCUGAAACCAGCAGUGACUGAGUACAUCGACCAGUCCAUUGGACCUGACAUUGUUGAUGCAAUUUUGGAGAGUAAAUCUACUGAGUAUGGUUCACGAACACUGUUUCAGUACACAAUUCAGAAGGAACUGCUGGAAAAUUCAAACUUCAAUGAAUUUGUAAAGUACAUUUUACAUUAUGAGAAUUAUGUCAAAGACUGGAUAUACAGUCACAUUGUUCAAUGCUUUUCCAAAGACAUAUCUCUGCAAAAAUUAAAAAUGAAGAAGCUGGAAAUCAUGAUUAAAAACCUGACAGAAACAGUGGAAACAUCUAAGCUUGAACCCAAUGGGUCUCCUUUGCCCAAUACUGUAGAAAGUACCACAAUUUUGAUCAAGAAUCUUUGUAAAACUAUGAGUGAUGUCCUCUCAAUACCCAUGAGUACAGUGGACAGGGUCCUGUUUCAGAACACAAGCUGUUGUGAUCCAUUCACCAAAAGUCUUUAUGAAUGUAUUGAUGACCUGAAACAGCAAAUAGAAAAGGAGAUCUCAGAGUCAACCGAUGUCACUGAGAUACUGAAAAAUGUGUCAGUAAAACCACAAGAUGAGCUUUUCAAGAGGGUGUUUGGAUGUGGAGUGCAGUGUCCAUUUUGCAGAACACCAUGUGAGGCAGGUGGAAAGGAACAUAAGCUACACCAUGCAACAGUUCACAGACCACAAGGACUUAGCUGGUACAGAUACAUAAAGAAUAAUAUCCUUUGUGAAGAGAUUUGUACGUCUAGUGUUCAUGGCAAUGGGACAUUUGACAACCAUGAAACGGAUUUCCAACCUCAUCCCUACAAAGACUACCGGAAAUACUACCCAGACUGGCACAUUGCACCUGACAUGUCAGUACAAGCCUCAGAUUACUGGAAGUAUGUGCUGGUGAUGUUCAAUAAGGAAUUUGCUGAAAUGUAUGAGGCAGAGCCAGCUGUGUAUCCAGAUGUGUGGAAUAAAAUCACUAAAGAUCAGGCUUUUAUUAGUCUGAAGCUCAUGUUUAAUAUUAGAUAAUGGAUGACGGGCAAACUAUAACUGCAAAAUAAUUGACAUUUGUAAAGAAGACAACUUCAUCACUCAUAGUUAUGUUAUUGCUCAGGACAAGCAGAGACUGGAGUGUUAGUUAUGCCUGACAGUUGAUCCUUUUGAAUACUAUUAUCUAAAUAUACAUAGAAUCAACGUUAUUAAAAUUAUGGUUUUGUGGGAUUUAAAUGAUUUCUAAUAAACAUUAUAUCUGUAUGUCUAUAAUACACAGUUUCUUUUUAAUUUCUUUUAUAUGUGUAGUUAUUUUCCUUGUCUGUGAUGUUAAAUGAAAUAUUUCUCAUUUUCAUGUGUAUGCAGUAUAAAAACACUCUAGCCUAACUUAUAACAUUUUUAGUGUGUCUUAAUAAAACACUUUAUGUGCAUUUGCCUCCUUGUAGCCUCUCAUCAAAAUAUUCAUAUUUGUUUUUGUAUUUGGAUUCAAAUUGAAACUGGGUAUGUGUAAUGAACAUGGAAGUUAAUAUUUUUAAACUGUGCACAGUGUGAAAACUCUUACAAUAAAUGACAAAACCUCUUAAUAAUCCCAAUUCUUUUAGAAUUUCCAGCUGAGGGUUGAACUAAUGACCUUCCUAUGAAAAAUCCAUAUUAAUAACAAUAAUUAAAAUAUUAAUAAAAAUAAAUAAAUUUUCCUAUCACCGUUUUUUUAACUCUCUGCAACUGCCAUAAAUAGUAAAAGGUUUUUUCAGCUAAAGAUAUAAUAAAAAGUAAUACAAAUAUUUAUUAUAACAAAUGUAAUAAUGUAAAACACACACACACACACAUUCUUAAUUCAUCAGAAUCUCUGGUCUUGUAGCUCACAGAUGAUGUGUUGGAGAUCCCUGCUACCUGUGCUACAGUGGAAGAAAAUGAAACUGAAAUCCAAGUCCGGCGAAAUCUCUCCUAUGUUUAAAUGAUCAUAUAAGGUCUUUAAAGAGAAUGCAUUAAGACAAUUUCAUAAGCCUUCAAAAACAACAUGAUAGACAUACAGUAAUUUAGCAUGUAGAUCUGUUUUUGUCUCACAGUGUAAGACAGCAUUUUGUCCUGUUACUUUUGGCAGCAUUCUUUUGCCUCCUUGAAAUGCAAGAAAUGAAGGUGUACUACUCUGAAACACUGGCAUUUGAGAAACAUGCAUUCCACUCCUAAUACAGUGUAUAUAGCACUUACAGCACAGAAUAUAUAACACCAUACAUAGACAAAAUUUACUUAAAAGUUAGCCAUACACAUGGAAAUAUGGUAGAAAUAUUGUGUAUUUAGAUUUGUACACUGUAUGCUGCAUAUUGUGACAAAUGAAUCUGUACGAGAAAUGAAAAUGUGACAUAUGAAGCAUAUACAAUGAACCCUGUGGCAUUUUCAAAGUGAAAGGAUCAUAAAACUCUUUCAACAUGUAGAACAGGUUUUAAAGACUUGAAUCAGGUGGCAUUUAAUUUCUGAAAAGUAAAUGCCGUCUGUCAUGGCACAUCAAGUUCUGAGUCACAAAGGACCUUGCCCUGAGGUUUCCUUGCCCUCUUAUUUCCUGUAAGAGCAGGUUAAUCUGCUUUCAGAUUGAGAUAGAAAUUCUGCUCAUAACCAGCUGCAACAGAAAUAGCACAGCCAUUGCCAUGAAUACUUGUCCUUACAUAUAUUUGGAAGGCAAUUAUGACACUUAUAACUUUAUAUACUACAUAUUUAUUUUUGUUU